CAGAGCCCACCCAAAAUGGCGAGAAGGCAAAUGGCUUUUGUCUUUCUUCAUAUUUUAACAUGAUGGCGGAGAAAAUAUGAUAUGAAUGCAGGGGACUAGUUCAUCAUCUUCCGAGUUUUUUUGUCUGAAAACGUCAGAUUUUGGGAUUGUCCUGUCUAUCCCAUUGUCUGAUGUCGUUGUUUUUAGUUAACUGUAGGCGAUACAGUAAAAACAUCAAAAUAUUGAGUUAUCAUUGAAAGGUGUUCUUGAAAUAUUAGAAAUUUGGCUGCCAAUAUUGCUGACUACUUAAAAAAAGUUUGAAAAUUGAUCGAGAACAAUGAGAGAGUAUAAAGUAGUCGUUUUGGGGAGUGGUGGGGUUGGUAAAAGUGCACUGACAGUCAAGUUUGUUUCGGGAACAUUUAUGGAGAAAUAUGACCCCACGAUUGAAGACUUUUACAGGAAAGAAAUUGAAGUGGAUUCUGCUCCUUCAGUUUUGGAAAUCCUUGACACUGCUGGAACUGAACAGUUCGCAUCAAUGAGGGAUUUGUAUAUAAAGAACGGACAAGGAUUCGUUAUUGUGUACAGUAUAACAAGCUUACAAACUUUCCAAGAUAUCAAAUCCAUGAAAGAACAAAUUAUGCGUGUAAAAGGGAUUGAAAAUAUUCCAAUGAUAUUAGUGGGAAAUAAAGCCGACUUGGAACACCAAAGGGAGGUACCGUCAAAGGAAGGUGCAACAUUAGCUCAAAUAUGGGGAUGUCCCUUCUUAGAAACUUCGGCCAAAAAUACUCAAAAUGUCAAUGAAGUUUUCAUAGAAAUUGUACGGGAGAUGAACACUAGUCCAGUCAAGGAAAGCAACGGAUGCUGCUGUAUAGUUUGAAAGCAGAGGCUGUCUAAGCUCUUCAAAAGUAUCACAUGACAGGGAAUGUAGCAGGGGACAUCACUCUGCAGUACUACAGGCAUGUUAAGAAAUCUACACUGUCAGCACACUUCAGAAGGGGACAUAACUCUUGAUGCCACCACUAACGUUGACAGCAAUUUACUGUGCUGCAGAGAAAAAAAUAACUAUGGACGACUUCAUAAAACCAUAGAUAUUACCAUGAAUUUUUCACUGCUGACCUGAAAUCAAAACUCCUUGUUUUAUAGUCAUUGUCAAAGAUAGAGUUAAUGAAAUAAGAUUGACAAAGGAGACAACUUUAAUUGUCUGGAGUUACUGUUUGACAAGGAAUGUUUCAAAUAAGACAUACCUUACAUUCACUUUAAAUAUAGUGAUAGCUAUUCAGGAUUUUAUAGAUCUGAGAGAUGAUGAGCCAGUUUUAAACACAGUUCUUAUUUUAUAAUCCGAUAUAUUUAAGUCUGUAUGUGCACCGACAAUGUAUAUAUACAGAAUAUUAUAAUUGUAUUCUUUGUUAUUGAGUAGGUAAAUUAUUUAGUAACUUGUAAAUAAACUUAAUAUCACAAUUGGAGGUUUGAUAAAUUGGUACAUAUGUUAACAAAUAUUAAAAUCAGGAUUAUCUAGGAAAAUAAAUAAAAUAAACAGAAUUUAGUGUGUAACAGUGAAUGCCUAAAUGGAAAUCAUACAUUAUGUUAAUGUUCAAGAACUGUCAGCCCAGAAUUGACCUCACUGAAAGAAAACCAGGCUUUGUUUCAGUUAUUGAUGUCAAGAAAAACAUUAAAAAACAUAAUGAUGAUAUAACUUGGAAUAUGUGGGUAAUGUAAUGAAAUAGAAGUAUUUGGUGGACAUUUUUCCUGAGCGAGUUAUUACUAACACUAGUGGAUAGUGUUUUUAUUGAGCCAGAGAAAAUCGUUAAGUGUGGCCAUGUUAUGAGGACUAUCUUUGGUGUGACAAGACAAGUCUCUGUUCUACAUCUUAGAACCUAUAUUAAUGGAAUAUUUGAUUUCACAUUCAUUAACUAUAAGUAUAGAACUCCAUUAACAUUAAGAAUAAAUGUGAAUAUGAUAUAUGAAAGAGAUAUGACAAAAGGUUUGUUAACUUCUAAUUGCUUUUCGGAGAAAAAUAGGACAAUGUUUUGAAAUGACAUGUGUUUGGAAUCGUAAAAUUUCCCUAUUUUUUUUUUUAACUUUUGAAGUUUCUAGAUGUCAAUCAAGAAGCAGUUGUAAGCUUUGGGCAAGCAUUUAUUUCGAUUGUUUUUUUCAUCCAGUUUAAUCGCACCAUGUCGUUAGUUUAAAUAUUGACAGAAAAUUGCAAAUUGUAUCUUAUUUAGAUGUUUCUCAGAAACUGUAUUCCAAAGAAAUGCCAUUUCUAUGAAAACAAACAGUUCUAUGAUUGAGUAUAAAGUGUGCUCAAAGUGUAAGAGGACUUAUAAGAAAUCCUCUGGUUGAUCACACUCCUUUUUUCUAUCAUAUAGAAUUGUAAGUUCAGAAAGGUGACAUGUUCAUUAAUGAACAACUGUUCAAUAUUCCUUUGUUUUGUACUCUCCUCUAAGGGUCAUUGACAAAUUUGUAUUGAUAUUUUAGGAAAGGGGUUGUUAAAACAGAGGUGCGAGAUCUGUCCUGAUUCAUGUCUGGGUAAUAUAUAGGAUAAUGCUGUAGAACAGGGACUUGUAUAUGUAAGAUCUGUGCUGAUUCGUGUCUGGGUUAUAUAUAGGAUAAUGCUGUAGAACAGGGACUUGUAUAUGUAAGAUCUGUCCUGAUUUGUGUCUGGGUUAUAUUUAGGAUAGUGCUGUAGAACAGGGACUUGUAUAUGUAAGAUCUGUCCUGAUUCGUGUCUGGGUUAUAUAUAGGAUAAUACUGUAGAACAGGGACUUGUCAGUGAUGUUGUUACUUGAUAUGGAUGUUUGAAUUAUUUCUGUAUAAAUCAGUGUGUUAACAUUUUUCUAUCAAAGGUUGUCUCUUAUAAGAGAGAGAAACAAGUCACUGUAAAUAGGCGACUGAUGCUGAGCCUACUUAAAAAAGUGCAUACAAAUUCCAUAUUUUUAUUUUCUCUUGAAUCUUGCUCCAUCAUUACAGUCAGUACAUCAUCAUAAACAUUCUGCCAAAAUCCACACCAUGGACCAAAACACUGUGACCUUAAUAUUUUCCUAACAAUUUCACUUAUGACUCACAAUUAUAUACAAAAUGUAUAUAUUGACAGUAUGAAGAUUGCCAUGGUAACCUGAAAUGACUUUCAUGGGUCCCUGAAUGGAUAUUGGAGGUUAACCACACCAGACCAAAUGUUUUCUUUUUCAUUGAGCCUAAAGAUUAAUUGCAGUAGUACAUUGUGUAACCUUCAAAUGUAUUAAAAGUUGUUAUACCUUUAAAGGGUGGUGACAGCGACCUAAAAACUUGUGCAAAUGUAAAUUCACACUUCAUGAAGUCUAUUAUGUGUAAUUGGUAUAUUGUAUUGCUUUCAAGGGAUUUUACUACCAUGAUCACAAAGCUGUAUAUUUUGUGUGAUUGGUAUAGCUUUCAAGCUUUUCAACUACUAUGAUCACAAAGCUUUUUAUUUCUCAGCCACCAUGAUCACACAAUUGUAUUUUUGCGUAAUUGGCAUUGCUAUUUGGAGACCAAUGUAAAUCUUUAAUUUUCCCCAAAAAUAAGUGAAAUUUUCACUGUUAUUUCAUGAUUAAUUAUCUUUUCAUUGUCAAAAUGUAAUAAUUACAAUUUAUCCAAAUAUUCUGUCUUGACUAAGAAUGAAUAGCUGUAAGUUCUUAAUGCUGAAGAAGAUUCUUUGUGCAUCAUAACAUCUCAUACAGUGUGUGUGUGUAAAAGAUGUUGUAACCACAAGUGCUGAUGUGUUGGAUGUUUUCGGCCUAUACAUGUGUAACAUUAAUUGUUUCAAUUAAAUAUUGUAUAGUAUUUUUUUAGAAGCUGAUUAAUUUGGGUUGAAAGAUAGGAAUCAAUUUUGAAAAGUAUAUUUCAAAUCCAGAAUCAAUAAACGUUUACACCGUCAUACUUUACAUAGCAAUUAGAUAUAACUGAUUUUCAGAAGGAAUUUCUUUACAGUGAAACCAUCAUUUUAUGAAUUUUAUUAUGUGAAAAUUUUACAACUAUAUUGGAUCAUCUUUAAUAUUUUUCAUGAUAUUAAGCAUAUACUAAUAUUUCAUUUUAAUUGUGUGGUCUUUUUGACCCGGAAGCUUCUGAAAAGUUAUGCAGUAUUCAUGUUUCAUAUCAAUACUCGGCCAUGUUUAAGAAUAUCAAUACAUGCAACAAAAAUGUAUUUGAUGUGAUAUUAAGUUCAGCCACUUUCAAAAUAAAAUUAAGAGUUGUUCAAUUGCUAUUUGUGCAGCAAACUUUGCUUGUGCUAUUUCGUGGCAAUUUUGUGCAAAUCUGUGUAAUAAUAAGAAGUAUCUGCUUGAACACAAUUCACCCUGUCCAGUGCUGCUGAUGGUUCAUCAUGCUGUUUUUCUUUAUUUGGUGAAUAUUGACUUGUGCAAUUGUUGUGCACAUAUACAGUUGUUAUCAGAAGCGGCCUAUCUGUGGCUAUUUAGUAACAUAUGUUGUAAUCUAUACAAGUUUGUGUAUUCUGCAGGUCGGAUCACUGACACUGAUCAGUACUAUUGCUAUUGUCAGGGUUUUUACUUUCAAGACUAGAAGAGUUAAUCCCCUUACAUGUUAAAUUUAGCAUGAUUAUCUCCCUUAGGAGAAAUAUUAAGUGUACUAAAAAUUAUUAGCGAAGAAUUCUCCUCAAUGUAUACCUAAUAUUUUUAUGUAAAUUUUUAAUCAAGAACUAUUGUAUACUUUGAAAAUAAAGAUAAGUUUUUUCAUAUA
Molecule: messenger RNA, 4686 nt
Organism: Ylistrum balloti
Lineage: Eukaryota; Metazoa; Mollusca; Bivalvia; Pectinida; Pectinidae
Product: ras-related protein Rap-2c-like
Exons: 3
Coding region: 317-856 (179 amino acids)
Biological process (GO): Rap protein signal transduction; negative regulation of cell migration
Cellular component (GO): plasma membrane
Molecular function (GO): GTP binding; GTPase activity; GDP binding
Source: RefSeq, a predicted model, not a curated record